This is a messenger RNA of Peromyscus eremicus (cactus mouse), 1745 nucleotides long. RefSeq names its product coiled-coil domain containing 50 (gene Ccdc50). The transcript has 12 exons. Gene Ontology annotation, molecular function: ubiquitin protein ligase binding. Lineage: Eukaryota; Metazoa; Chordata; Mammalia; Rodentia; Cricetidae. Gene Ontology annotation, cellular component: cytoplasm. The coding region runs from base 151 to 1575 and encodes 474 amino acids. The record is from RefSeq and is a predicted model, not a curated record.
UCCUCUCUCCCUCCGUACUGGACUCCGGUGCAUUUCCGGCCCGGGGGAAUUUGGCUUCGACCCGGCCGGGGCGCGCGGGUGGCUGCGGCCGGCGGCCCGCGGGGUGGGCGUGCGCCGAGGUCUCCGUGCGCCCGGGGCCGAGCGGACGCCAUGGCCGACGUGAGUGUGGAUCAGUCCAAGCUGCCGGGCGUGAAGGAAGUGUGUCGAGAUUUUGCUGUCCUGGAGGACCACACCCUGGCUCAUAGCCUGCAGGAACAAGAGAUUGAGCAUCACUUGGCAUCAAACAUUCAGCGGAACCGUCUGGUCCAGCAUGACCUGCAGGUGGCUAAGCAGCUCCAAGAGGAAGACCUGAAAGCCCAGGCCCAGCUCCAGAAGCGCUACAGAGACCUUGAACAGCAUGAUUGUGAAAUUGCCCAGGAAAUUCAGGAGAAGCUGACUAUUGAGGCUGAGAGACGACGCCUUCAGGAGAAGAAGGAUGAGGACAUAGCACGUCUUUUACAAGAGAAGGAGCUACGAGAAGAGAAAAAGAGGAAGAAGUAUGUUCCAGAGCCUUCUGGGGGCAGUGCUUUUGGAGAUGGCUGCUAUUAUGAUGAUGGAGACCAGCCAAGGUCAAGGAGGGCCAGGGAAUUGGGUUCUGGAUACUCAAGGUUUUCUAGACUCCAAAAUGAUGGGAAGACUAUAAAGCAGAAGAAGGAGAAACCAAGACAUCUGUUGGAGAACUUGGAAGAGCUGGAGGAACCCUGUUCUUCAGAGAGAUCGGGCAGAGGGAGGGAUGCCCAGACUGCCAUUGAUCAGCAUGAAAGAAAGCGGGCUGGUCAAGAGAGGCUCUGGAAACCUCCACUUCCAAAGAUCAGCGGUGAGGUAUUUCUGAGCACUGAAUCUGAUGACUGGGAAGCUAACAGUAGCCCUCGAACUCGGCAUUGGGACAAACAGUCCCGGCACCAUGGCAGACUUUCACCCAAGUCUUCACAGAAAACAGGGCUUCCCUCUAAGGAAAUUGUGUGUGGGAGGGACCUUGGGCAAAGUGACCACAGAGAAAGGAGACGUAAGCCCAGGACUCCUCCCUUCUCAGAGGAUGAAGAACUUCACCACCACCAUGAUGCAGGAAUGAAACCAAGGGGAGUAAAAGAAGCUGUCUGUCCUUCUGCCCGAGCGACCCACAGGGACCAGGAGUGGUAUGAUGCUGAAAUUGCCCGGAAAUUGCAAGAGGAAGAACUUUUGGCUACACAUGUGGACAUAAGAGCAGCUCAGGUUGCCCAGGAUGAGGAAAUUGCUCGACUUUUGAUGGCUGAAGAAAAGAAAGCUUACAAGAAAGCCAAAGAGCGAGAAAAGUCAUCUUUGGACAAAAGGAAACAUGACUCUGAGUGUAAGUCAAAAGCAAAGUCAACACACACAAAGUCAAAAGAGAGUGAAGAAGCACACCGUUCCAAGAUUGACAGGCCGUCACGACCACCACCACCUACAGUGAUGGGCCCUGAGGAUCUGGACCAUACCCAUUUUACAAACCAGCACAGUGCCACUCGUCAUUUCUCAAAGUCAGAGUCCUCACACAAAGGUUUCCAUAAUAAGCAGUAAAACAAAACAAACAAACAAUGGGAUCUGCCUUGAAAAUGGACUUGCUGUAGCAGAUAUUAACUGAAUGAUACAAAAUGCAUUCCACGUUGGCUGUUCUCCUUCUAUGUGCCAUUCCUGGGAGUUACUCUCAAGUGUUUUCCUAACUAUAAAAAAUUUCAGUUCACUUCAAA